AUCACACUGCAAACAACACUUUACAUAUUUAUCAACUUGGCUUCUCACAAGGAAGUCUUAUUCUCUCUAUCUCUAUCUCUCUUGGAAAUAGGUAACAAAUUCAGCAAUGUCCGGAGAACUAGGAGUGCUAAAUGCACUCGAUGUGGCAAAGACACAAUUGUACCAUUUCACUACAAUUGUGAUAGCUGGAAUGGGUUUCUUCACUGAUGCCUAUGAUCUUUUCUGCAUUUCCCUUGUCACAAGAUUACUAGGGAGAAUCUAUUACACAGUACCUGAUGCACCAAAACCAGGAACACUUCCACCAAAUGUUCAAGCCGCUGUAACCGGUGUCGCGCUAUGUGGAACACUAGCCGGCCAACUAUUCUUCGGUUGGCUCGGGGACAAACUUGGAAGAAAAAAGGUUUACGGUUUAACACUUAUUCUCAUGGUUGUUUGUUCUGUUGCUUCAGGUCUUUCUUUGGGAUCAAGUCCCAAAGCUGUUAUGGCAACACUUUGUUUCUUUAGGUUUUGGCUUGGUUUCGGAAUUGGUGGUGAUUACCCUCUUUCCGCUACUAUUAUGUCUGAAUACGCUAACAAAAAGACGCGAGGCGCGUUUAUAGCUGCUGUUUUCGCUAUGCAAGGGUUUGGUAUCUUAGGUGGUGGGAUCGUUGCGUUGAUCGUGGCUUCUGCGUUCGAUCACAAAUAUAAUGUUCCUUCUUAUAAAGAAAAUCCAGCCGCAUCGUUGUUAUUGCCUCAAUUUGAUUAUGUUUGGAGACUUAUUCUUAUGUUUGGUGCUCUUCCGGCUGCAUUGACGUACUACUGGCGUAUGCAAAUGCCUGAAACUGCUCGUUACACGGCUCUCGUGGCUAAGAAUGCGAAACAGGUUGCUUUGGAUAUGUCGAAGGUUUUGCAAGUUGAAAUUGAAGUUGAAGAGGAAAAGGUGGAAAAAUAUACGGGCAGCCAAAGGAAUAGUUAUGGCUUGUUCAGCAAGGAAUUCGCGAAAAGACAUGGUUUGCAUUUGAUUGGAACAUGUAGUACUUGGUUUUUGUUGGAUAUUGCUUUCUAUAGUCAGAAUCUUUUCCAAAAGGAUAUUUUUAGCGCGAUUGGUUGGAUUCCUCCGGCAGCAGAAAUGAGUGCAAUUCACGAGGUUUACAAGAUUGCGAGAGCGCAAACACUUAUCGCGUUGUUUAGUACUGUUCCUGGUUACUGGUUCACCGUAGCGCUAAUUGAUUACAUGGGUCGUUUCGCUAUUCAACUGAUGGGAUUCUUCUUCAUGACUGUUUUCAUGUUUGCUCUUGCUAUACCAUAUGAUCAUUGGAGCCAUAAAGAAAACAGAAUUGGGUUUGUUGUGAUGUACUCGCUCACGUUCUUCUUUGCUAAUUUCGGUCCAAAUGCUACAACAUUUGUUGUUCCGGCCGAGAUUUUUCCAGCUCGGUUAAGGUCUACUUGUCACGGAAUCUCAGCCGCUGCAGGAAAGGCUGGAGCGAUUGUUGGCGCUUUUGGAUUCUUAUAUGCUGCACAAAGUAAAGAUCCUGCAAAGACUGACAAGGGAUAUCCAACUGGUAUUGGGAUUAAGAACUCGCUUAUUAUGCUCGGUGUGAUCAACUUCGCUGGGAUGCUGUUCACUUUACUUGUUCCAGAAUCAAAGGGGAAAUCGUUGGAGGAGUUGAGUGGAGAGAACGAAGGAAACGAUGACGUGAAGGCCGCUGGUGAGCGAGACGGAUCAGGGCUUCAAACUGCAGCAACAGUAUAGACUGCAGUUUGCGGCGACCAGUGUGAUUUUAAGAUAUCUCAAAUACUUGUUUUCAUGUGGUUCUAUAACUUUAGAACAAAAGAAGAUUGAAAAAUAAUUUGUGUGAGCACUAUAAAGUCUGUUGCAGCCGCAUGCGGUCGGUAUUGGGAUAAUUUCAGUUUUUUUCAUGUUAGUUUUCUACAAAGUGAUUUGAAUGAUGUUGUUUGAACAUUUCUAAACUAGUUAUUGGUUUGUUGUAUUCACAAUAAUGAUGUAGCUCUUUGCUUCUUGGUGUAAGAACAAAUACUAUCUAUGUAAUGUACUAUUGUAUAAUUGAUUUUAGUCGUUGUUUGAAAUUGUGUUAAUAUGUAUUUACUUUCCUUUCUCAUUCAAUCACAAGUCUUCAUAUUGUUACA
Lathyrus oleraceus (garden pea) is the source of this 2127-nucleotide messenger RNA. RefSeq names its product low affinity inorganic phosphate transporter 1. Lineage: Eukaryota; Viridiplantae; Streptophyta; Magnoliopsida; Fabales; Fabaceae. The transcript is spliced from 2 exons. Gene Ontology annotation, biological process: transmembrane transport; phosphate ion transport. The record is from RefSeq and is a predicted model, not a curated record. Gene Ontology annotation, molecular function: phosphate transmembrane transporter activity. The coding region runs from base 107 to 1732 and encodes 541 amino acids. Gene Ontology annotation, cellular component: membrane.